Molecule: messenger RNA, 1747 nt
Organism: Neomonachus schauinslandi (Hawaiian monk seal)
Lineage: Eukaryota; Metazoa; Chordata; Mammalia; Carnivora; Phocidae
Gene: SLC38A4
Product: solute carrier family 38 member 4
Exons: 15
Coding region: 104-1747 (547 amino acids)
Biological process (GO): amino acid transmembrane transport
Molecular function (GO): amino acid transmembrane transporter activity
Source: RefSeq, a predicted model, not a curated record
GUUCUGAAUACCAGCCUAAAGUGGAAGAGCCUGAGGCUGAAGGUGCAGUAUACUGUUUACACUGAAGGAGCUUGUGUGUGGACAAGAGGUGCUGGCAGCUCAAAUGGAUCCCAUGGAGCUGAGAAAUGUCAACAUUGAACCUGAUGACGAGAGCGUCAGUGGAGAAAGUGCUCAAGAUAGCUACACCGGGAUGGGUAAUUUAGAAAAGGCAGCAAUGAGCAGUCAAUUUACUAAUGAAGAUGCUGAAAGUCAGAAAUUCCUGACAAAUGGAUUUUUAGGGGAAAAGAAGCUGGCAGAUUAUGAUGAUGAACAUCAUCCUGGAACCACCUCCUUCGGAAUGUCUUCAUUCAACUUGAGUAAUGCCAUCAUGGGCAGUGGAAUCUUGGGCCUGUCCUAUGCCAUGGCCAACACGGGGAUCAUACUUUUUAUAAUCAUGCUGCUUGCUGUAGCAAUAUUAUCACUCUACUCAGUUCACCUUUUAUUAAAGACCGCCAAGGAAGGAGGGUCUUUAAUUUAUGAAAAACUAGGGGAAAAGGCAUUUGGAUGGCCUGGGAAAAUUGGAGCUUUUGUUUCCAUUACAAUGCAGAACAUUGGAGCAAUGUCCAGCUACCUCUUUAUCAUUAAAUAUGAACUACCUGAAGUAAUCAGAGCAUUCAUGGGACUUGAAGAAAAUACUGGAGAAUGGUACCUCAAUGGCAACUACCUCGUCAUAUUUGUGUCUCUUGGAAUCAUUCUUCCACUUUCUCUUCUUAAAAAUUUAGGUUACCUUGGUUAUACCAGUGGAUUUUCUCUUACCUGCAUGGUGUUUUUUGUCAGUGUGGUGAUUUACAAGAAAUUCCAAAUACCCUGCCCUCUGCCUGUUCUGGAUCACAGUGUUGGAAAUCUGACAUUCAACAAUACACUUCCAGUGCACAUGGUAAUGCUGCCUAACAACUCUGAGAGUAGUGGGGUGAACUUCAUGAUGGAUUACGCCCACCAGAAUCCUGCAGGGCUAGAUGAGAACCAGGCCAAGGGCUCUCUUCAUGGCAGUGGAGUAGAGUACGAAGCACACAGUGAUGACAAGUGUCAACCCAAAUACUUUGUAUUCAACUCCCGGACGGCCUACGCGAUUCCUAUCCUAGCAUUUGCUUUUGUGUGCCAUCCAGAGGUCCUUCCCAUCUACAGUGAACUUAAAGAUCGGUCCCGGAGGAAGAUGCAAACAGUGUCAAAUAUUUCCAUCACGGGGAUGCUCGUCAUGUACCUGCUUGCUGCCCUCUUUGGUUACCUAACCUUCUAUGGAGAAGUUGAAGAUGAACUACUACACGCUUACAGCAAAGUCUACACAUUCGACACCCCUCUCCUCAUGGUACGCCUGGCGGUCCUUGUGGCUGUGACGUUAACGGUACCCAUUGUCCUGUUCCCAAUUCGUACAUCAGUGACCACACUCUUAUUUCCCAAAAGACCCUUCAGUUGGAUAAGACAUUUCUUGAUUGCAGCCAUACUUCUUGCACUGAAUAAUGUUUUGGUCAUCCUUGUGCCAACUAUAAAAUACAUCUUUGGAUUCAUAGGGGCUUCUUCAGCCACUAUGCUGAUCUUCAUUCUUCCAGCAGUGUUUUAUCUUAAACUUGUCAAGAAAGAACCACUUAGGUCACCACAAAAGGUUGGGGCUUUAAUUUUCCUUGUGGUUGGAAUCAUCUUCAUGAUUGGAAGCAUGGCACUCAUUAUAAUUGACUGGAUUUACAAUCCCCCAAAUUCCAAGCAUCACUAA